AUGGUCGCCCAAAAGACGACCAUUGACAUUUUGCACAAGGAGGGCAAGAAACAAAAGGUGAUUGCUAAAGAGGCUGGCUAUUUACCUGCAGCUACACUGACUAUAGAGCCCAGAUGGAGUCCUGUGUUCACUGGAGAGUCAGUCACUCUGAAGUGUGAGAUUACUGGUUAUGAUGGAUGGAGAUAUCAGUGGUAUAAAGGCAGCAGUAAAACUGCAGUCUCAGAGUCUCAGAUCAACACCUUCACCAUCAGUUCAGCAGCAGAUCAGGAUCAGUACUGGUGUAGAGGAGAGAGAGAUAACAGACCCAGAUCAUCACAGAACAGUAAUAAAGUUACUCUUACAGUGAGAGAUUUACCUACAGCUUCACUGACUGUAGAUCCAGGCAGUACUGUGUUCACUGGAGAGUCAGUCACUCUGAAGUGUGAGAUUACUGGUUCUGGUGGAUGGAGAUAUCAGUGGUAUAAAGGCAGCAGUCAGAUUACAACAUCCACAGAUAAGAAACACACCUUCACCAUCAGUUCAGCAGCAGAUCAGGAUCAGUACUGGUGUAGAGGAGAGAGAGAUAACAGACCCACAUCAUCACAGAACAGUACUAAAGUUACUCUUACAGUGAGAGAAACACCUAAACCUGAACCUAAAACACUUAAGCUUAAUGGAGAAACCGUCACUCUCAGAUGUGAUUUACAGGGAGGAGGAGACACUGAGUGGACAUACAGCUGGUAUAAGAAUGAGACCAUUGUCCACACAUCCAACACAUCUCAGGAGUACAGAAUUAGCUCUGUUAACCUGACUGACAGUGCUAAAUCCCAAGCAGUGCUGAGUGUGUCUCCACAGAACUGGCUGACUGAAGGAGACUCAGUGACUCUGAGCUGUGAGGUCAGAGACUCUUCUACAGGCUGGAGGUUCAGCUGGUACAAAGAGAAGGAUGAGCUCCUGUCAGACAGCAGCAGAAGAUCUGGAGGCUUCUACACACUCAGCUCUGCUGCUCUUAAAAACACAGGAGUUUAUAUGUGCAGAGCAGAGAGAGGAGAACCAGCCUAUCACACACAGUACAGCAACCCACAGCCUCUAUGGAUCACUGCAUCAUCUUCUCCAGUAUCUCUGAUCGUCAGUCCCAGGAGAUCUCAACACUUUCCUUUAGACCCUCUCUCACUGAUCUGUGAGGGACAGAGUAGCUCUACUGGAUGGAGAGUGAGACGAUACUCACUCAGUGAGAGUAAGGUGUCAGAUUGUUCCUCAGGCUGGGGAUCAGUUACAGGAUCUACAUGCAACAUCAGCUACCUCAUCCCCACCGACACUGGAGUGUACUGGUGUGAAUCUGAAUCUGGAGGGAGCAGCAAUCCUGUUAACAUCACAGUGCACAGUAAGUCUUCAACUGCCUGA
Astyanax mexicanus (Mexican tetra) is the source of this 1383-nucleotide messenger RNA. Its product is annotated as Fc receptor-like protein 5. Lineage: Eukaryota; Metazoa; Chordata; Actinopteri; Characiformes; Acestrorhamphidae. Gene Ontology annotation, molecular function: transmembrane signaling receptor activity. The transcript has 7 exons. Gene Ontology annotation, biological process: cell surface receptor signaling pathway. The record is from RefSeq and is a predicted model, not a curated record. The coding region runs from base 1 to 1383 and encodes 460 amino acids.